Molecule: messenger RNA, 624 nt
Organism: Chaetomium globosum CBS 148.51
Lineage: Eukaryota; Fungi; Ascomycota; Sordariomycetes; Sordariales; Chaetomiaceae
Exons: 2
Coding region: 1-624 (207 amino acids)
Biological process (GO): mitochondrial proton-transporting ATP synthase complex assembly
Cellular component (GO): mitochondrion
Source: RefSeq, a predicted model, not a curated record
AUGGCGCCCGCAACACGAUUAUGCCUCCUCCCGCUGCGACCCAUCACGUCGGCGGCGCGGGGUACCGCCCGAGUUGCCGCCACGACUAACGUUGCUACCCGGUCGAUACAUACCAUCCCCGCCCAGUCAGCUAAAGUCGUCCCGGUAUAUGGCACCGGCCCGCCGCCCGAGCCGCCCCAGCCGAGCGCCGAGUUUGCCGCCGAGAUCGUCCCCGUCCUCACCGACGGCUCCCUCCUCCCGCGCCCGCAAGCCCCCGGCACACGCGAGGUCGUGCAAGGCUGGAUCCUGUCCUUAUCCGCCUUCGAGCUGGCAGCGCUGGAGCGGGCGACGCUGGCGGGCAAGAGCCUGCUGGCGGCAGCGCGGCUGGUGGCGGAGUGGAGCGAGGAAGGGGCGCAGGCGGCUGUCCCUGUCUCUGUUCAGGGAGGGGAAGGGGGGGGUAGGGAGAGGUUUGGAGUGGAGGAGGCGGCGAGGGCGGUCAGUCUCGAGGUGGAGUGGCAGACCAAGAAGUGGGGGGAGGUGGAGGAUACGCAUGAUGUUGAGAAGGAGGAUCUGAGGCGCCAGCUGGGGAGUGCGGUGCUGCUGGUCUCUGGGACUGGGAAUGGGACCGGGCCGAAGAGCGACUGA